This is a messenger RNA of Funneliformis caledonium, 179 nucleotides long. Lineage: Eukaryota; Fungi; Glomeromycota; Glomeromycetes; Glomerales; Glomeraceae. The record is from the annotation of a GenBank genome assembly.
UCAUCAUGAAAGUUCACAUUUUCAUGCUUAUCGUCGUCAUUUCAGCUUUCAGUAAUGUUGCUUUCUCAGCUCCUUUUUCUAAUGAGAAACACUCAAUCCUGGCGGAAAGGCAAUGUCCUAGCUGCCCGUGUGGUGUUGAAUGUUGUGUUGAUUGUGCUGAUCCAAUUUGUUGUGGUUAA